CUUCAGUUUGUUAACUUCUCCAAAAGCCGCAUGGACUUCGGGCGCGCGGCUCACCCAUUUUGGCAAACAUUUCCUUUCAUUGCAUGGGAUUUAAGCGCAUCGGGGCUGACCCAGUCUACUCACAAACAGAUAUUCCCCCUCCUUCCUCACAACUUGUGUUUCAUGGAGUCUUCGUGGAAAUCAUUGAUUGUCAACACGGCAGCAAGUAUAGGAAAAACCAGAACGAACUCGGGGUGUUGUGGUAAUGUGGCAUGCACCAAAACCACCAAGUGACAAAGGUUUGGAGCCAUAUCAUUGCACCUUCAAAUUAAAGUAACUACAUGAUGAGCAGCCAGGCGAUGCACAUUGACCCGUUGUUUCGACACAAGAUGCCGUUAUUUGACGGGACCAUAGCAUCCACGGGACUGUCCAAACCUCCAAAUAUGUCUGGUUUCCUGAGUAAGCCGAUGCUGCAGUACAACGGCGCUUACUUCACUUAUGACCACAGAGGAAAGGACAGAGCAGGAUUUACUCCUCCUUGGAGCAACUCAAAGCCCUCUCUGCUGGAUGGCAGAAGUCCUGUGAGUCACCUUUCUGGCAUGGAAGGACCAAACCACAUCAUUUACAGGCAAGAAAGCAAAUCUUUAGAGGAAGGCCAUUCUCAUUCUUCCUCUUUGCAUCAUGCCCCAGUAAAACAGGGCUUUGCGUUAUACACAAAAAGUCCAGGGUUCAGGAGUCCUGCUGCUGCUGCUGCUGCUGCGUCCAUAGCUGUUAGAAAACCAAAAGCUGGAGGUGAGAAUUCAUCUCCCCCAUCUGAAAACUCUGUUUACUUAGCGAUUCCUAAGCCACAUUAUGUGCAUAACCCCUGCUGCGAUGAAGUGGGUUGUGUGAUAGGACAUCAAUACAGUGUGGAACAUGGCUCGCAGAGGAUACCCAGCACUGUAUAUGAGCAUGAUUGGAUGCAAAGUGAUGCUCACUACACUGAAAGACUGCCCAUCCAGAGGACAGGACAAGACACACUGCUGCAACAGAGAGGUUUACAGUUUGAGCCCAGAGCCGAACCAAUAAAGAGGGGGACAUACAGCCCAGGUAGAGCAGGGACUUUUCCUGCUAUGAUAGACCCAAACUAUAGCAGUUACCCCUGCACCCCGACUCGCUCACUGUAUGGUUCUCUAAGUGAGCAGAGCCAGCAUUUACAAACCUCCCCCAGAGGCUACCCUAGCCUAUACUCCUCCCAUCCCACAUAUGAGCAUAUGACAUCAGAGGUUUAUCAGGAACAUUCUCCCAUGUCCAAAUAUGGCCAGCUAACACAGCACCCGAUGUUUUACUACUCCCAAGCAAAUGUGGAGGUAGAAAACAGGUCACAGUGUAAGCAGAGGGAAGAUGUGCCUGUUAUUCUCAAGCACACAAUUCCAGACCCCCGGGAGCAUUACAUAUUGCCUCAGUCUUUUCAUGGUGAAAUUCCUUUGUCUUGCAGUGAAAUGUUGCAAAAUCAUGUCCUAAUGCGGAGUUUUGACUCUCAAUGUUAUGCAGUUCCAAGAUUUCAUUUGAAUGCAAGCCAAAUCAGAUCCCCCCCAAAAAGGCAACUUGCACCGCCAAGCUUGCACUCUGAUCACAUUGUUUCCCAAUCCAGCCAAAGCAUGGCGCACCACAUGGCCUCUGCUACAGACCAACAUAAGGACACACCUAGCCUGCAUGUUGACCAAUCGCACACCAGCUCACCAUUCCGACGUGUUAAAACAAGCAGUCCUGCCAGGCAUGUAGAACCACCUAGUGUCUCCCCGUCCAGCAUACAGAUGAACAGAUUUCAUUCCCCCCUCACCAGCAUGCACAUGGACCGACCAAUCUUUUCAGCAACUGGCUUGAACAUGGAAAGAAUCCUAGACUAUUCUUCCAAUGAAGCAAAUGUUAGGUGCCCAGAAAAUCCCAAAAGUCCUCCCGUUUCCCCACAAACAUCGCUGCCCCGGUCACUGCAUCACAGUUCAAAUCAAAUCCAAGCAGCUGUAGUAAAUCAGGGAAGUGUCCGUAAGAUCAUUUAUUCCCCCCUUGCACCAGGAAACCAACACAAUGGCCCUGUGUCAAGUUCAAUCACUGCUGUUCUCAAAAGGCGACUGAAGAGAAGUAUUUCUAACUCCUUUACACCCAUCAAAAUAAAAGAGGAGGAUAGUGAUUUAUGUAAAGUGGAAUUUGUCACAAAACGACAAAGAGUAGAAAUGGAGGAUGAAGAAGAAAGAAUCCAAACUAGCUCCCCUCCAAUGCCAGUUAUUAACAACGUCUUUAGUCUGGCACCUUACCAAGCAUACCUGCAGGCCUCUGGAGUUUUGUUUUCAGGCAGAGUACCUCAAAGAGCCGUCCACCCUUCUGAGCACCGUGACAUAGAAAACAAGCCGGACAUCAAAGUGAAAAAGCCGGAUCAAGAUGAACAUCAGCCUGUUGUCUGUCUGGUUCCCCAAAAAAUCUGUGCAGCUACUCCAACAGAGAAGUCUGUUGUGAAAAUAUUCGAACCUAAAACUAUUAAAGUGGAAAAAGUGGAUCCAACGGACACAGAUGACAUUAGUCAGAGGUACUGCCCUAACAUAACAAUAAAGAGGGAGCCUGAAGAGACUGACUCCUACAUCAGUGGGUCAAUGUUGGUGAUAAAGAAAUGUGAAUCUGAUGAACUUGAAAGUAAACCCUCAUUAACCGAUGGAAAUGAGGCUUCACAUAAGACGUCAGAUCAUUCCAAACCUGAAGUGUCUAACCCUAACGCUGCACAUACAAACUCAUCUUCUUGGGUUGACACAUGCUUGAUACCUAAACCGAUUACUUCACCUCACCCACCUGAGAUGAAAAUACAUUUCAAAAACAUUCCUCCAGAGUGUCUGAAACUUUCCACCUUCAAUAUAAUUCUCAGUGAUACGAAGCCUUCUCCCCCUCCGCCACCCCCAGAGAAGCCUCCUGCGCCGCCGAUAACUGAAGUCCCAGCAAAACAAGAGCCCCAGGCGCCAAUCCGCAAGCACUUCUUAGAGUUGCACCUGUCCCUCUGCAAGCUAAUAUCUAGCUGUGUGUUGGCCUCCCCAGAGCAGGAGCUCAGAACCUGGCUGUCUCAGUUGGAACUGACUGUACCAGCAUCUCCUCCUACCAAAGUUCAGAAAGUGUCAUGUUUUUUGGGGGUCAAAGCCAGAGUGGGGUGGCUCAAUGAGGAGAUAAAAUCAGCGCUCCAUGAUGUCCUGCAGAGGUUGAGAGAGUACACCUUUCAGAAAAGCUGUCCUUUUCCACAUGUCAUGAGGACGGGGGCCGUGUUCCUCCCCAUGCUGGUGGUGAAGGAGCUGCUGUUUCCGACAGUGCAGGGCAGCUUCAUCGAUCAGGUGCUGCAGGAACACAGAGUGGAGCUGCGGCCUACUACGCUCUCAGAGGAAAAGAUCCUCAUCCAGCUUCAUAAACGAGCCUGCUCGUCCAGGCUGAGGAGACUCAUGUCCCUCAAACACCUGCCGGACAUCUACGCUGAUGUUGUCAACCUUUUGUAUCACGCUUGUGUCUGCAAAUAUCUGGAAUCAACUUCAGCUGACGUCCAAAAGAAAGUCCAGGCUUAGCUUUGGAUGAAACUGCUGACAGAGAAAAAGAUGGAAGUUGUGAGGAGACUACUGUUUGUUCAGACAUCACUGUCUCAGCCUCAGAGUCACCCCCACAUAUACAUACCAAGGACCACGAAUCAAUGUCAGAUUGGGACAAUAAUAAAACAAAAAGCAGGGUGAAGUGGAGUUCGAAGCGAAUGUUUCUGGACAGCAGUUCCUCAGUUGAUGACGAUCCAGAUGAGACAAGGAAGGCCUUAAGUGGAAGCUUGCUGGAUGCAUUUAGUGAGGAAAACUGGAGUGGGUUUCAGUUUGAAGGGAUUGAGAACAGAGGGAGUGACUGUAUGGUUGCAGAUGAGGAUUCUUCACUAAGCAUCCCUCCUGAGAAUUCAUGGAUGUGUCCUGUGACCUUGGACAAACUUUCUCCAUCUCCCAGUGACACCGAAACAGAAAAUGACUGCAGUCUGCCUCCUGUCAGAGACAAGUCUCCGGUGAGAUCCAAGAAAUGUUCAGGCGUGGUUCUCAAACUGAGGAGGAUGUUUGGCGAAGGUCUGAACAGAAAAAGGGCUUGCUACCAAGCAGUCUCAAACUCUGGGACAGGUGCAGAUUCUUCCUUCUUGCAGACAGGUGAUGGGGAAGGGAGCAGAGACAGGGACAUUUACAGAAGGACGUCCAAAAUAACCCACAGGUGGCAUAGGACAGGAAGCUUCUGUCACGCCUUGAGACCUCUUAGCUCUUCUAAGAGGAAACACAGAUCACUCUUAAAGAUCAAAUACUGUCCCUACUUGACUGCGUGCCACAGCGCUGAACACAGAAGUCGGUGGGUCCUGCGUUCGGCCGUACAGACGGCUCGGAGGGCCAUGAGGUUCUACUACCCAGACCUGGUUGGGAAGAGGAUUCGCCAUCUGUAUGAGGAAGACGACAAAUCUGAAGUGUGGUACAGAGGGGAAGUGCUGCGUGUCCACGAGGCCAACACAAAACCUCUAAAGACUAUAUUUGAGGUCAGGUAUGACAGCGAGCCGGAGUGGAAGUACUACCUGGAGCUACUUAUAGACUAUAAAAAAGGCUGGCUCAAAAUCGAAGAAUAGUUUUCCCACACCAAUGUCUUAAUUCAAGUUUAGCCUUUUGCCAAGUCAACGAGUGUAAUAACAGUUCUUAAUUAUUUCCUUUUCGCCGUUUUUUUUAUUUGCCUUAAAUGUCGGUCUUGCCUCCCCAGAAAUGAAGCUGGACUGGAUUCUUGCUUUUGUAUUUGGAAAUGAGGUUAGCUUAACAUUCUUGUCACUUGAGUGCAACAGGAUGCAUUUUUAGGGACUGACUGAAGCCAAUGUGCCACAUCCUGUACAUACCGGUUUGAGCUCUUAUCUUUUGACACAUCUGUUAUCUCUGGAAAUGUGAAAGAAUAGAAACAAUCUUGCCUAAUUUUAAAACGACUGCUAAAACACCUGGUUUUACUUUAACUGUAAGCAAUUACGACAUUUGGUAUUUAUUGUUGUUUUCUGAAUUUUAUUUUGAGUGAAAUUAGUGACUUGUACAGUUUUUCAAAAAAGAUUGCCAUUAAAAUUAAAAAAGCACAAAAACAAACACAACGUAAAGACAUCUUUAAAGGCCUUCUCUGUGCCAGCCUCAUUUAUGUUGGUUUACAUUAAAAUGCCAGUUUUUUAACUUAUAACAAUGACUGUUUAUUUACCCUGAUGACUGUAGUACAUGUGUGUGUUGUGUGUGAUUGAAGCUGGACAGGCAUUGGUUUGGGUCUGUACUAAAGCUGCUUAAGGUCUUUAAUGCCACCCACGCUGCCACCCUGCUGUAGCGUUUUAAUCACUGUGAACAUAAAGAGACUUUCACCUCAGAUCAUAUUUUAUUUUGUAUAAUUCUGACUUCUGCAGCUGAAUUUUUUCAUGUGUUUUUCUCACGGUUUUGAAAUAAAUGUUUGUAAUGAUCAAA
Eleginops maclovinus (Patagonian blennie) is the source of this 5471-nucleotide messenger RNA. It is a transcript of the gene prmt2ip, whose product is annotated as chromosome 2 C15orf39 homolog. Lineage: Eukaryota; Metazoa; Chordata; Actinopteri; Perciformes; Eleginopidae. The transcript has 5 exons. The record is from RefSeq and is a predicted model, not a curated record. Bases 321 to 3551 code for a protein of 1076 amino acids.